Messenger RNA from Triticum turgidum subsp. durum (durum wheat), 420 nucleotides. Lineage: Eukaryota; Viridiplantae; Streptophyta; Magnoliopsida; Poales; Poaceae. The record is from the annotation of a GenBank genome assembly.
AUGGCGGCUUGGGGAAGAGGCAAUGCAGCGGGCAGUAAGGCGAUUGUCGCCGGCGCCGCGUUCCUGUGCGUGGCCGCGAUGCUCCUGGCGGCCACCCCCGCGGCCGAGGCGGGGGCGACAACGUACCUUGUCGGCAACGCCGCCGGGUGGACGCGCAACGUCGACUACGGCGGGUGGCUGGCCGGCAAGACCUUCCGCGCCGGCGACGUGCUCGUGUUCAAGUACAACAGCACGUUCCACGACGUGGCGUGGGUGAGCAAGGGCGGGUACAAGAAGUGCAUCGUGUCGCCCAAGGGGUACGCCCCGGUGUACCGCAACGGCUACGACGCGGUGGCGCUGCCCAGGGGCACGCACUACUUCAUCUGCGGCGUGCCGGGACACUGCAGCGCCGGCAUGAAGCUCGCCGUCACCGUCUACUGA